This is a messenger RNA of Gopherus evgoodei (Goodes thornscrub tortoise), 7064 nucleotides long. It is a transcript of the gene USP45, whose product is annotated as ubiquitin specific peptidase 45. The coding region runs from base 115 to 2574 and encodes 819 amino acids. Gene Ontology annotation, biological process: protein deubiquitination. The transcript is spliced from 18 exons. Gene Ontology annotation, molecular function: cysteine-type deubiquitinase activity; zinc ion binding. The record is from RefSeq and is a predicted model, not a curated record. NCBI's taxonomy places the organism in Eukaryota, Metazoa, Chordata, Testudines, Testudinidae.
CCAAACGCGCUCCCUGUGGAUUCUGAAACUCCACCGGGGUGAGAGGCGGAAGCGGAGUUGACGGGGGAACCACGGCCAUCAAUCCUGCACCAUGAGGAUGGAAGUAAGUAACAGAUGCGGGUAAAAGAUCCAUCGAGGGCUAACCCUGAAAAAAACAAGAGAAACAAAAGGCCUAACAGGCCUCAGGAUGAAGACUCUUCAGAUGACAUUGCAGGUUUAACCUGCCAGCAUGUAAGCCAAGCAGUGGAUGUGCAUCAUGUGAAGAGGGCAGUAGCUCAGAAUGUUUGGUCAAUAUGUUCAGAAUGUUUAAAAGAAAGGCGAAUAAAUGAUGGUGAUCCAGUGAUUCCUUCUGAUAUAUGGCUGUGCCUCAAAUGUGGCUCUCAGGGUUGUAGUCAAAACUCCGAAGGCCAGCAUUCUCUGAAACAUUUCCAAACUGCUCGCACAGAACCUCAUUGCAUUGUAAUCAAUCUCAGCACAUGGAUCAUAUGGUGUUAUGAAUGUGAUGAAGAGCUGUCAACACACUGCAACAAGAAGGUUUUGGCUCAGAUAGUUGACUUUCUUCAGAAACAUGUUUCUAGGACUGAACCAAGUUCAUCAUCAAAAAUUAUACGACUUCGUGAAGAAAAUAAUGAAGGAAGUGAAACAUUGAAAGGAAGAAGUUCCGCAAAUGGCGUGUCAAUUCCAGUUAAGGGAAUAAAUAAUUUAGGAAAUACAUGUUUUUUUAAUGCUGUCAUGCAGAAUCUGGCACAGACUCACAUGUUAAAUGAACUAAUGUAUGAGAUGAAGGAAAAGGGAAUAAAGUUAAAAAUCAGUCAAGCUGAAGAUGCGCAAUUGGAUCCUUUGGUGGUGAACCUCUCAAGCCCUGGACCAUUGACUUCAGCCAUGUUCUUGUUCCUUCACAGUAUGAGGGAAGCUGGCAAAGGCCCUCUUUCUCCCAAAGUUUUGUUCAGCCAGCUCUGUCAAAAGGCCCCUCGGUUUAAAGGGUUUCAACAGCAGGAUAGCCAAGAGCUUCUCCACUAUUUGUUGGAUGCAAUGAGAAUAGAAGAAACAAAGCGUAUACAAGCUGGUAUCUUAAAAGCAUUCAACAAUCCAACAACUAAAACUGCAGAUGAGGAAACUAAAAGAAAAGUUAAAGCAUAUGGAAGAGAGGGUGUGAAGAUGAACUUCAUAGAUAGGAUCUUUGUUGGUGAAUUGACUAGCACUGUCAUGUGUGAGGAAUGUGAAAAUAUUUCCACAGUAAAGGAACCUUUCAUUGAUCUUUCACUCCCUAUAAUAGAGGAGAGGGUCUCAAAACCCAUGCCUUUGGGAAGGACAAGUAAAUGUAAAAACAUACAAGAAGCAGAUCUUGAUCAGUUCAACUGCUCUUCUAUUACUGUACCAAAUAAUCAACAACCAAAAAUCACCAGGAGACACUCUUUAACAAAAGAUAAGAAUCAGUUAAAUCAUGAAAGAAGUCUUGCCAGGAAAUCCUCCUCUGGGGAGGAGGAGAGAAGUCCAGUUAUCAUGCAUGAAAAAAGAAAGCUUGAAGUAGAAGGUGGUUCUGGAGUUUUGUAUUCUGAGACCAUAAAUACUGCUACUGUAUCCACAGCAAAUGGAAGUCAGACUGAAGGCAGUGAAAAAGAAGUCAGCCAUUCAGAAAGUAGCGUUGAUGCAGACAGCGAAGCCUCAGAAGGUGAAAGUGCUGUUAAGCGAGCAGUUACUGGUAGAUCUGGUUUGCACAUUGACGGGCUUAACCACUUGGUAAACAUUAGACUGCCACACAACAAACCAAGUGACAGUAAUAAUGAGAUGAUCACCAGUGCCAUGUCCAAGCUCAGUUUCAACAGUAUUAUAAAUGAAAGUGAAGAACCCAUCAGUCGGGAUCCAUCAUUAAGUUUGUCAAACAAUUCCAUGUUUUCAGUGGAAAAGUCCCCUUUGUCCCAAAGCCCUCAAAAUGCUUUUCAGACUCUUUCUCAAAGUUAUAUAACUAGCUCUAAAGAAUGUUCUGUUCAGUCCUGCCUCUACCAGUUUACAUCUGUGGAGCUGUUAAUGGGGAACAACAAGCUUUUAUGUGAGAAUUGUACAGAAAGGAAACAGAAGUAUCAAAAGAAAACUCACACCGCAGAAAAGAAAACCGAAGGCUUAUACACUAAUGCCCGGAAGCAACUGCUGAUUUCUGCGGUUCCUGCCAUUCUUGUUCUCCAUCUGAAAAGAUUCCACCAGGCUGGUUUGAGUCUACGGAAAGUAAAUAGACAUGUGGAUUUCCCACUGAUUUUAGACUUAGCACCAUUUUGUUCCGCUGCCUGCAAGAAUGUUACAGAUGGAGCAAGAGUUCUGUACACUCUUUAUGGAAUAGUGGAGCACAGUGGCUCAAUGCGAGGCGGUCACUAUGCAGCAUAUGUGAAAGUCAGAACACCUUCCAAGAAAUUAUUGGAGCAUAUUGCUAGCAAUAAAAAUGUUCCAGGUUUAAAGGAAGCUGUGGGAGCAUCAGCAGGACAGUGGGUGUAUGUUAGUGAUGUCCAUGUACAGAUGGUUCCAGAAUCAAGAGUACUAAAUUCACAAGCUUAUCUGCUGUUUUAUGAAAGAAUAUUGUAAGAGUGUACCAGUUUAAUUUGAAAAAUGAUAAUGGUUAUUUGGUCUAUCUUUCUUAAAUACUGCAGUGGUUGCAGUACCUGUAAAUAUUGUGCCUUAAUCUGCCCUUUAAUAGAAAACGUACCAUAGUUUGAUUCUGAACUUCAAUCAAGCUGAUUAUCAACACCCCAACACUAGUUUAAAAAUGUACAUUUUGCCAAACAUUAAAAUUCCUGAACUCCCUGUAUCAGCGAGAGAGAGAAAGUGAAACACAGGAUGAAAUCCUGGCCCUGUUGAAGUCAAUGGGAGUUUUGCCAUUGAAUUCAGUGGAGCCAGGAUCUCACCCAUGAUUUUUAAACCAGUUAAGAAUGAAAAUGACAUUGGUAAUGUUAAGUGCCUGGAAUCCCAGCGGACAGUAAUAAUGCAAAAUUACUCAUCUUCUGUGGGAUUUAGUUCAGAUCAUACAAAUUGCUGGGUUAGAUAUUUUGUCUUAAGAUUUCUACAGACAAAUUUGCAUCAUGGUAUAUUUCCAGACUUCUUAUCUGGAAAGCAGUGCUUCCAGAAUGGAAUGAUGACAUUGGACAAUAUUGGCUAAUGCUGCAGUGUAAUUUCCUGAUGUAUUACUGGGAAAACUUAAAAAUGUAUCAUCUACCGGUUCAUGCUUCCUGAUGGCAAAUAAAAUAUUUAGGGUUUGGAUUCUCUCAAAAACCCAAUUAGGUUUGAUACACUUGCUCUGAGCCAUCUCUAAAUGGCAUUAUUAUAUGAAUUUUCUACCCUCUUCGUACCUGUGGAAUAAUCUUGCUGUAUGUCUGUCAUUUGUAAGUCCACUGAUUUAAUAUAUAGCCAUCGUAUUUAUUCAAAUAGUUCUGUAUUUUAGUAAAACUCAAACUGCUAUACAUUGGUUGUGAUUACACAUGUACAGUAUAUAGUGAGCUCGUGUGUGUUUAUAUAUAUAUAGAGAGAGAGAGAGAGGAGUUAUUCAAGCACAACUGGGUAAUUCUAUUACUAAUUAUGGGUUCUAAAAACAAAUUUGUUCGUCUGUUGCUGAUUACUUUUCUCACAGAAGUAAUAAAUGACAAAUUAUUUUUGCAGUGUGUGAGAGUCGGACAGUGAUGACAAAUUCUGCCCUCAAAUAGGUACAAGCAAUAACCGUUGACGUCAGUGAAGGUGAGGAGAUCCACUGGCAGAAUUUGUCCCUAAUACUCUAGUUGCACAGGGUAUUGUGUCUGCCAUAAUGUCAGCACUUUAGUUUCUUGGCAGCCCCAUUAUUUCUGUCCCAAAUGUAAUACAAUCAUUUCUGUCAGUCUUCGGCCUUAUAAUUAAACUGGUUAUUUGAAUUUGUAGGUAAUCUGAUAAUUUAUUGAAGUUAGUUAACUCAUAACUAAUUUCUGUUUAGCUUGCAAUCCAUCUGUCACAACUGCCGAUUUAUUUGGUAAAUAAAAAGCUUUGUGUUUGUUUCUGUUUACUGUUUCAACAGUAGAAAUAUUUAGUUUAAUGAUGAAAAUUAAGUGCCAGUCCUCCUCACCACAGCAUUCUCUACUGCAGAACUCUAAACUUCCAGUGCUGCAAUUAAAGCAGCCUGCAGCUUACAGAUAGCCAAAUCCCACCUCUCACCCGAGGGAUUCAAGGUGUGAAAAGCAGCAGGAGCUACCAUAGUUACCUAGCUCAGAGGUAAGGAGCAGAGGCUGCACAGGGGCACUCCAUAUUCCACAUGUUGCAGCACAGUGUUCCAUGGCAGCACACACUGCCAUGUAGAUCCACCUGGCAAAACUCCAAUGUGGGAGGGCAGGAGGUAAACUGGCAUAAAUGUCUUAGAGACUGUGGGCUGUAUAGCAGAUAUGGGGAACUAAGGGCUAGUUGCAGCUAGUUGGUCAUGCCUUUGUUUAGAAGAAGUUGAAGUUACAGCAGGGUUAGCUAAUAUAUGUUGGCUAACCCAGACACGUUACUUUGAAUGUCCCCCAGAAUAAAUUCAAAUUAAUGUCUCUGACCUCCGUUUAGCUGGUCUUGGUCAACCCUUGUGGGAGCCUAAGGUUCAACCGCAACCACCUAAGUGAGGUAAAAAGUCUUGACCUUAGUCUACACUAGGGAAAAGGUCAUGGGGAGAUUGGAGUUAACUAACAGAUUAGUUACCUUGACCUCUUUUUCUAAUCUAGAUAAAGCCACACAGGGUGCAGAGAGGUAUUCUUUUCUCUCUCUCUCCUUUUUUUUUUCCUUCUUCUUCUGUUUCUACAUAGUUAGUUGAAACUCAUAAUAUUAAUGUGGAUGGGACUCCCAGCAAACAAAACAAGUCACUGGAAAGCUGACAGAGAAGUUUCACCAUGGUGACAGAAUCCACUCUACAGAACAUCAAUGGUCCUGUAUUAGAACCACUGAAUUUACAUACAUAAAUCUCUAACUGGCCAGAUGUUCAGCCUAGCACUACUCAGUGGGAUGCAAGACUGAAGGAUCCAACAGCAGAGAUUUUCUUGGCCCCAGUCAGCCCCAAGGAUAGCACUUUGCAUGAGGUAAUAGAGUCCUCACAGAGCUGGCCUCUGCUCCUCUCCAAUGUUUGCACUCACUGUGUGGCCUGUCUAAAUUCUGCCCCCAAGGCAAUAGAAAUGCCUGGGUUCUGCUGCCAGGGAUCCUGCUGCAGCUGUGGAAGAAAAGGGACAACUUGUCCAUUAGGGCUCAGGCACACAUUUCCUUACUUUUAUGCUGCUUUAUAGGCUUGUCAGCAAGAAAGAUGCAAAAAAGUAAAGUGAAAUGAUGUGAAAACAGAAUCCAAUCCUAAUAUUAUAAGAAGUACAUCUAUCCAAGAUGCUUAUUACUCUCUCUGCUGGAGUUCUGGUAUUGGCAGUAAAAGCGACAUGAGCUAAAACACAAAAAAACCUAACAGUGUGUGGCGGAAGCUACAGCAAAUAUGGAGCAAAAAUUAAUUUGAAACUUCAAAAUACAUCCUCUGCAAUGGAUUUAUAGCUUUAUAUGGAGAAUUAUUUUGGUAAAAUGAGACAGCGAUGCCUGAAACCACAGACUUCAAGCCUUAUGUCUCCUUCAAUAACUUUUAACUACUUAAGGCAAUAGUUUUCCCACAGUAAACCUUACUCUUUCUUACUCCAAACAAACAAAAAUCUGGUAAUAGCUCCACACAUUCUGCAUCAGGAAUUGAGAGAGAAGAUGACACAGACUUCCAAAGGUUCUAGUGACAUAGUAUCCCAUACUUGCUAAGAUUUGAAACAUUUUUCUAAGGACAUUUUUUGGAUAAACUGGACAAUCUGGAAGCUACUAGAUUCCUCCAGCUGCCUCAGGAUUCUGUGUGCAUUCUGUUGCAUGUUAGACUAGUAUAAAACUGCUCCUGCCCUUUCCUACCUACCGCCACCCUUUGUGCUGUAUCAUGAGGUUGCAACUGAUGCAUUUUCAAAGCCCCCAAAGAUUCAGCAUUUGGCUAAGCAUCCUAAAAUAGAGAUGCUUUUCCAGUGAUGCUAGAACAAUUUUUAUAGUAGGGAUAACUAAAAGUAGGGGUAGAGGUAAGGAAGGAAGAAACCAUGUAUUUGGGUUGUUAUUACUACUUCAAGCCAAGGGGUGCUGCACCCCUACUUCCAGCACCUAUGUACUUUUCCAAAAUAAUGGAGUCUCCCUUCAGGGCCUAUGGUCCUCUAUGUAACCAAACUUUCAAGGAUAGAUCAUAACUAUGCCUUACUGUUAUAUUCUUGCAGAUACAAGAGGUAGUAUAGCCUCCUACUGCACCUGGAGUUGUCAGGCUGGAUUCCUCUGCAAUCUUUGUAGGGGAACAGUCCUCUUCUAUCAGUCCCAUCUUACCCUUUCCCAUCCCUCCUUGUGAUGUCUCCUCCUCUCACUUUGACACCAAUGUUUCCCUUCCUUACCUCUUACCCUACUUUUUGUUAUCCUUGCUGUUCUCCCAGCCUCUAGAAUUUGUCUGUCAGUCACCCCUCUUUUAUCUCUUCUCACUACCAUCCAAAUUUCCUGAUCUACUGGAGCCUUUGGUAGGGUGCUCAACUUACAUACCUGCUACUCAUACUGCUUUUCUGUGGAAUGCAGUAUGGGUUGCAGAAAGGCCUGAGAAGAUGAGAAGCAAGUAAUGGCCGCUGAGCAACUCCUCUGCUGGCCAGCUGCAGGAACUUGAUGGUGUGGAGGAUUCCCAGUAUGUGGGACAGACAAAAAGUUCUGCCCAAAAUGGGACUGUUGGCAGGUGUGAUAGUGUGUGCAUGGUCACUAUCCCUGUUUAGAAGGUAGAGUCCCUAUAUUUUGCAAAAAUUGGUUACCACUGGCUACCUCCAGAAUUUUUAAUCCUGUUUUUUUUUUCAAUAAAGUAAACCUAUUUUUUCUUCCCAAAUGUCCCUGUUUGUGGAUUUCAAAUGUUGGCAAGUAUAACCAUGGUUUAUAAAGUCAUCAGAAGUUUGAGAUGUCUUGUAUAUCUUUGUCACCAUUCUCUUCUCCUAUGGACUUUAUAUUCAAAUAAUACUACAGAUUGACAUUUUAAAUGCUGAAGAGGUUAAUGUGCCUAUGUCUACUAGAGA